Molecule: messenger RNA, 2698 nt
Organism: Cylas formicarius (sweet potato weevil)
Lineage: Eukaryota; Metazoa; Arthropoda; Insecta; Coleoptera; Brentidae
Product: protein Wnt-1-like
Exons: 8
Coding region: 117-1193 (358 amino acids)
Biological process (GO): cell fate commitment; canonical Wnt signaling pathway; multicellular organism development
Cellular component (GO): extracellular region
Molecular function (GO): cytokine activity; frizzled binding
Source: RefSeq, a predicted model, not a curated record
GUAGCAACGUUGAGACAAGGUGUGACCUAGUAUUUACGGUGAUUUUCUAUUGAAACCAUAACUAUCGUCUGUCGACACCAAGUCCGAAGAGUUUGGUGGCCAUAGCGACGGCGCCAAUGAAGAGCCGCGACGUUCAGGUCGCGGCUAAAGCCGCUUUAAUGCUUUGGAUGAUGAUUUGGAAGGUCGCUGAAGCCGACUGGUGGCAGUUAGGAUCGGAACUAACAAUAAAGGAAUCGCUUGAGCUUACACCAGAUGAACAUAGAAAUAAGUGCCAGAAGAUAGAUUUCUUCGUAGAGAAACAAAGGCAAUUAUGUGAAAAAUAUGAUUUGAUUUUACCGAUAGUAGGUAGCGGUGCAAAACUAGCAAAAGAUGAAUGUCAACACCAGUUCCAGUUCAGCAGAUGGAACUGUACUACGUUCGAUAACAAGAACAAUUCGUUCGGAAAUGUAGUAGCCAUACAUAGUAGAGAAGCCGCGUAUCUUAGUGCUAUAUCCGCAGCCUCCGUGGCAUAUGCGGUUGCGCGAGCAUGUACGAGAGGCGAUCUAAAAGAUUACUGCACUUGCGACAUCAAAAUUAGACAGAAACGCAAACAAAAGUGGAAGUGGGGUGGAUGCUCAGACGACAUUAGAUACGGUGAACGAUUUUCCAGAGAAUUCUUUGAUGUUAUGGAAGAUCCAAAUACUGCUUUGGGACUGAUGAACCUUCAUAAUUAUGAGGCCGGAAGACGAGGAGUCAGAUCUCGUAUGCAACGGACAUGUAAAUGUCAUGGGGUCUCAGGUUCUUGCAGCAUGCAGAUUUGUUGGAGACGGCUUCCAGCCUUCAGGAACGUAGCAGAAGGGCUUUACCACAGGUAUGAGGGAGCAUCCCAUGUAAAAUUUGUGGAAAGGAGAAGAAAAAAACUGAAAGCUAUAAGCCCAGACCUGAAAAAGCCAAAUAGAACGGAUUUGGUGUAUCUUGAUGAUUCUCCAGACUACUGUGAGAAAAAUGAAGGGUUAAAUAUUCUGGGAACAAAAGGUCGAAUAUGUCACUUACAAAGUCAAGCUAUAGAUGGGUGUCCCCUACUUUGUUGUGGGAGAGGAUAUCAGACCAGAGUAAAGGAUUCGGAAGAAAAAUGCAACUGCCGGUUUAAAUGGUGCUGCAGCGUGGAGUGUGAAACUUGUCGGUCCAGAAAGGAAGAACAUAUGUGUAACUAGAAAUUUAUCCUUGAAGAACACUUGCGCAAUUAAUGGGAUACAAAAACAAAAUCUGGGGACACAAUGAACCAUUUAUACUGGUAAUACUUAACUUGACUUUUAAAAUGUGAUAUAGUUGUGUUAGUAUGACAAAAAUGCGAUAUGUCGCAGUAAAACCUCAUUUAUUGCUCUCUUCCGUAUUUAUUUAGAUACUUAUAUCUACCUAGGUCUAGCUAGGGGAUAUUUCUCGGAACCCUAUGCAAUUUUUGAGUUUUGCAUGUUAACUUUUCAAGCAAUUUUACUUUUACAUUUUAUUUAAAACAGAGGUUUGUUUUACUAUGAGAACUAAAAUAAUUUAUGUGCUUUUUUGAUAUUUGUUCAUGAGUUUGGUUAAGACUGCUUUCCAAAUAGCGGAUCUGAUAAAUUUAAAUAAUUCUCCGCAGCAUAAGUAAAUGUCUAAUUAUUUUGAUGAAAAAAAUUAAUCUAGUUACAGCAAGAUGUUCUCGGACAUCAAGUAUAUAUAGACGUACUUUUUGAAAAUUAUGUCCAAAGUACUUAGUAAAUCUGUAACAUAGAAAUUUAACCAUGUUAAAUGCCUAUAUGUUUGCAUGAUAAGGCUUUUGUAUUGGCAUUAUUUUAUGACAUGUGUACCUAGGUACUCAUAUGUUCAUUGAAAAAUCUUGACAAGAGGUUAUUUGAAUCCGAAACAUUUUUUACACAUAUGUACUUAUCAAAUUAUUUAUUUAUUAUUAUAUUUUGUAAUUUAGAUAUCUCAUAUGCUUCCAAACGUAUUUAAUUUUGACAGAUGUGAAUCUCACAUGUAAAAUUUUACUGCCUAUGAUGAAACCUAUUUACCGAAUAUUUUUUAGAAAGGAGUCGUGACUACUAGCUUUAUUACCACUUCGCAAAUUAUUUUUCAGUAGUCUGAUUAUAGCACACAUCUAAUGUUUAAAAGUACACAAAGUAAAGACUGACAUAUUUGGAUCAACAGACUUUUUUUAAUACUCCUUUUAUCAGUAAUACUGUAUUAAGGGCGGGUAUAACACUUAAAUACUUUCGUAUAUGACACAUACCCACUUAAUUUUUGAACGGUACUGAAUAUUAAGACUCCUUUUCAUUCUAUGUUUAAUGAUGUAAAUAAUUAUAUUAAAAUCAUUGUGCUGUAUAUUUAUUGUUCUAAGCACUGCAUAGAAAACUAGAACUAAGUGUGUAUUAUGUAUUGUCCGAAUUUAUUAUAAAAAAAUGUAAAUAUAAUCUUUUAAUAUCAAAACUUUAAUUAAAGACUAAAACGUAGAUUAGAUUUAUUGUAAAUAGAUAAUUAUAAUCACCUAAUUAUUGUAACUGUAGGUUUGAAAGUGGCCAAAUUUAUCAAACAUUUACUUUUCUGAUUAAAGUUAAAUUUUGUACACUCUGUGUAACGUGCCAUAUAAAAUUUGUGUGAGUUUGUGUAAUUGUAUGAUAUAAGUUUAGUACUUACUUUUACACUUGUAUUUUAAUUUAUUAAUUUAAUUGUUGCAGUAUUAUCA